AUGGCCUCGCCAGCCAUAGCACUCCCCAACGGCCUCACUGCGCCUAUGCAGCUCAGCAACAACAACAGCAAUAGUAAUAACAAUAACACCACCGACGUCGACAUCAAUUCCAAUGCUAAUAGUCCCGAUACUGGGGCUGAUUCCGAUGUCAAUACCGCGCAAUCUAUCGCUAGUAGCUCCAUCAAGCGCAAACGCGAAUCCUCAGAUGUUGGCGAGAAACCACCAAAUGGUCUUACCAUUGAUCGCAUCACUCCUACAGCAACUAAUGAUGCUGCUCCUCUUCCAAGCGCGACAAAGGUUGACCAGCCUACAAUACGUAAUUACUAUGAAGUUCUUCAAAGGCUUGACCCAACACCCUCUGUUCUCAAACGCCCCCUUCCCGACCCUGAAGAUUCCGGUGAACCCCAAGCAAAACGAAAGAAGCCUGACGAUGAAACACCGUUACUUUCUAUUGCCGACAAGGUAGCUCGAGAACAUUAUGAUGACCUUGUUAAUGUCAUUACCGACGUCAAAACCGCUAUCAUCGACCACCUAGCCGAGCUACGAAAUAUACAACCUGGACAAGACGCCAAAGUAAACGACGAAGCAAUUGCUAAGGUUAUCGAAUUCAAGCGACAGGCCUAUAACAUUUUCAAGCGGGAGUUAUCAUAUCCUUAUAACCCCCGCGUUUCUGAUGUGCUCCACGAUCUCAAUCUGAUCAACGAUUUGCAGUCGAAUGCCAGUGGAAACACGGUGCUAACGAUUAUUGGAGAGCCCAUGAGGGGGAAGCCUCUGUACUCGAGUCUGCAACAGCCUAUCCUCGAACGCGACGGUGCAGAAACGACUAUUCGAUCAUUGAGGGAAGAUGGCUUACCUAGCGGCGUUAAAAUUGCUAAGGCCAUACCUUACACCUUUUCUUCCGCCAUUGAGAAGGACAAGAAAUCUAAGACGUUAGGGGAGCUAUUCCCAGCUCCGCGCAACCUGCCGUCGCUUCAACCCCCUAAGGCACCAAAGAGCACCACCAAAGGGGUCCAGGUCGGCUGGCAUCGCCCUGAAUUGACUGAGAAGUCUAAGUACCGAGCCGGGUCGUACUUUAGUCAGUCCAUAUCUACUGGACGUUGGCUAGAUUACAGCAAUGCCGCCCCUCCCUCACAAAUCAUGACAAAGCAACGCGAGCGCGCUCUAAGCCUGGCUGGAAACAAGCCAUCUUCCUCAGACCUCGAGAUGUCCGAGAUGGAAGCCCUAUUCCGUGGCGCAUUCUCCAGUUUUGCCCCCUCGAAGGACGAUUCGGCUGCCAUGAUCUCGUCGGGUUUAAUUAGCCACACCAUGUGGUGGCAAAAAGUAGGAAGACGUAGCUUCGAUCGUUUAAUAGAGACCGAACUACCGGAAGACACCCCCGAGGAAACAGAAGAUGUCACUACUGCCCCCGCUGAGGAGAUAGACGAAGAACUAAUCAAGGAGGCUCUAGAAAAUUGGGAUGAUUCUAUGGUGGACCCCAGCCUUGAACAGGCCUGUUGUCCAAAGAAAUCUGAUGAGGAGAAAGAUGUUGAUGACAUCCUUCAAGACGUAUCUGACAUGAUCCAAACAUUGGUAUCAUACCAGAAGAAUCGCAAUUUAACCCUUCCGACCGCAUCCAGUCAGAGUCGAUAUGCGGCGGAUCCGUCUCACAGCGAUAUGCUCACUAACGGAACACCGGUGCAACCCGGCGAAGAAGAGACGGCUACUUACCAGGCCCUAAAAGCACAAUUAGCUCUUGUUAUUCAAAUGCUCCCGCCUUAUGCCGUUGCACGCCUAAACUCGGAUAAGCUGGAUGAAUUGAACAUAUCAACCAAGAUUGAAGUUCGUACCGAUGAAUAUCAAGGUCUAAUGGAGGAAGACGAGGCAGCUGCUCGUGCCAGAGCUGCACAGGCUCCCGUAAAUCCCCGGCCAGUCGUGCAUCGCUCUUCAAGUUCUUCGAACAACUUGCAGUAUAGUCAACAGUAUCACGCCAACCGUGCCCCGAUGCCCAACCCACCGUUUUACGGCACGCAAACACCGAUACGACCCCCUCAGCCUACGAUACAAAGGCCACCCCAGUCAAUGCCGGCCGCUUAUCCCCAGCGGCCCCCAUCAAACACGGGCUACCGGCCUCCUAAUCAUUAUCCCAAUACCGGUUAUCCUCAACAAUUCAACAAACCUCCACCAUUCCCACAGCCCGGUCCUUACGGAGGCACGCCGACACAAGCUCGGCCCCCAUUCCAACCCAUGCCCGGCUAUCCUAACAUGGGUAGCCAAACACCCCAAGCUCGUUUCCCUCCAUACCCACCGGCCGCUCAAACACCUAAUUAUCAUCCUCAACCUUAUCAGCCACAACAUCCACCUCAGCAGCAUGGUACUCCAACGCACCAACCGUAUAGCCAAUAUGUAAAUGGGGCAGUUGGCGUCCCUCAAAGGACGGCAUCCCCGCAUAUCUCCCACCAACCAUCGCAACACCAGCCUAUCCCUCACCACCCGGGGUAUAACCAGGCUGCAACACCUACAAGGCAACCAUAUGGCAGUCAGCCAAACAUAGGCAAUGAUCCAUCAAGACGUUUCUAUCCCCCAGCUGGCUCGCCUGCGGUACCAAAUAACCAGCUCAACCAGCACGGGCAGCAGAAUUCAAAUCCCCAAACUCCGGGUACCUCGUCAUUCCAUACGUCCCUCAACCCCCACCAGGUCCAGCAAGCCAUGGACCAAGCCAAAGCUCGCUUUGAUGCGACCAAGAGUGCUCAGAGGACGAAUGAGGGUAUUAGAAAUUCGAUGUCCGGUCAAGGACAGGUUGGUGCACCAGUUGGCUUAGGUGGUAUUGGUCUGGGAGGGGAUCCAGCAAGGUUAGCAGCAGUUAGAGCAGGUGUGCCUAACUAUCCAGCCUCUAGCCAAAGCCCUAAACACAUGCCUGUAGUUAAUGGCAGCCCCGCGAUGGGACCUGCAGUUCCGACGGCAAAUGGUGGCCAGCCAGCUCCCGGUAGAGAAGCCUAG
This is a messenger RNA of Daldinia childiae, 2976 nucleotides long. RefSeq lists its product as uncharacterized. Lineage: Eukaryota; Fungi; Ascomycota; Sordariomycetes; Xylariales; Hypoxylaceae. The coding region runs from base 1 to 2976 and encodes 991 amino acids. The record is from RefSeq and is a predicted model, not a curated record. The transcript is spliced from 2 exons.